Molecule: messenger RNA, 1717 nt
Organism: Daldinia caldariorum
Lineage: Eukaryota; Fungi; Ascomycota; Sordariomycetes; Xylariales; Hypoxylaceae
Product: inositol phospholipid synthesis and fat-storage-inducing TM-domain-containing protein
Exons: 2
Coding region: 445-1545 (366 amino acids)
Biological process (GO): phospholipid biosynthetic process; lipid storage; lipid droplet organization
Cellular component (GO): endoplasmic reticulum membrane
Source: RefSeq, a predicted model, not a curated record
UAUGCCCUAUGCCUUUUUACAUUUGUUUCGUGCCCGUUGCCUAAGCCGAUAUACGUAAAUCGUAAGUGACGUAGGAGGGGAGGACCCUUAAGACGAGUUUGCCAUAUUGUGGAACCCGAUGCAUACCUAGAUACUUGGGUACUUUUACCCAACGCAGAUUAAACGUCAUCGCCGUCGGUAAGCUUUCUUUUUUACAUACCUCUCUCUUUCACCAAGGAAAUGUAGAAUUUCUUCGAAUUAAUCCGGCUUGAUUGUUAAGAAAAAAACUCACUCUUUGAUUGAGCGGUUUAUCGUGUAAUCUCUCAUUGUACUUAAUAGCGGACGCCGUGAGUUAUUUCGCUACGGCUCGUCAAUAAUUGACACGUGCCAAUAAGGCUCUUUUUAUUUUUUAUUUUUUCGGGUUUUUAUUUUUUCGUCAACACUCAUGUUGCCUUCCCAACUAUCAUGACCGACGACAAUAUCUCCCCUUCGCUAAGAUCACGCCAACAACAAGCCAACAUGGCCUCCGACGGCAGCAAAACAAACACAUAUUUGUCAUCAUCGUUUUCGGACAGUGGUUCCCCGAGCAGACCUACUACUUCUACUUCUUCUUCGUACCCGCCCCCUUCUUCGAAGCGCACCUCGCCGUUUCUCCCGACGCCCCUCGAGACCUUCGUCCUCCUCGCGUACCCGACGCUCCUCGUCUUCGGCACCCUGUUCUCCGUCCUGAGCCCGCAGACCCGCGCUUCCCCUUACGACCCCUCGGGCCGCGCCCACGUCCCCGCCGCCGCCCCCAGCUACUUCGCCCGCAAGGACAAUGUGUUCAACAUCUUCUUCGUCAAGAGGGGGUGGGCGUGGAUCACCGUCGCGUUCGCGACCUUCGUGGCCACGCACCCGGCUCUCGGGUUCGGAUUCGGGAGCAGAGGGAAUGCGGCGAGGAGGGUACGCGCGGGCGUCAGGUGGGCGCUGAUCACGGCCUGGUGGGUGCUCGUCACGCAGUGGUGUUUCGGCCCCGCCCUCAUCGACCGCGGGUUCCGGUUCACGGGCGGCAAGUGCGAGGUCGCGCGCGAGGUGGUGUUGUCGAAGGAGAGCGCGGCGGGGGCCAGCGCGGCGGAGGUGUUCACGGCGGCGGCGUGCAAGGCGGCGGGGGGCCGGUGGAGCGGGGGCCACGACAUCAGCGGGCACGUGUUCCUGCUGGUGCUGGGGAGCUUCUUCCUGCUGCAGGAGGUGGGGUGGGUGGUGUACCGGGCCGGGUUCGCGGGGGGCCGCGAGGAGAGGAGCGUGGUGAUGCCGGACGGCGCGGCGAAGGGCGCCAGCGUGGAGUCGGAGAGUAGUAGCAGCGCGGGGCCGGUCCCGGACGAAGAGGAGUUGGGGUUUGGCGGGAGGUUCGCGGUCGGCGUUGUCGCGCUUUGCUUGUGGAUGCUGCUUAUGACUGCUAUUUACUUUCACACCUGGUUUGAGAAGUUGACUGGACUGUUGGUUGCUGCCAUGGGCAUUUACCCCGUAUACUUCCUCCCGAGGUGGAUACCGGGGCUGAGAGCGCUCGUCGGGCUCCCUGGUAUAUAACUAAGUGCCCAAGAUCGUCGAGGGCCUAUAGAAGUAUUUAGACGUGCAUGGCGGAUGACAUAGCAUCGCGAUGAAUUACGAGUUGGAAGAUAGAGCAUUGAUAAUCUUCGAUAAUUUAUCUAUGUCGAUAGAGGUUUCGUUUAUAAGGUUUGAAGCAAAGGUGAUCACAUAU